Andrographis paniculata is the source of this 978-nucleotide messenger RNA. RefSeq lists its product as uncharacterized. Bases 1 to 978 code for a protein of 325 amino acids. NCBI's taxonomy places the organism in Eukaryota, Viridiplantae, Streptophyta, Magnoliopsida, Lamiales, Acanthaceae. The record is from RefSeq and is a predicted model, not a curated record. The transcript has 2 exons.
AUGGACAGACAACAGGAGCAGGAAUCCGAUAACUCGAGCGAAGUAGCAUAUCUCCGGGAAGAUCAACUACGUGCACAGCAUCAUCGCCCCCCAGCCAUUGAUGAUGCUAUAAAGAUAGGAGAAAGUACAGCAAGAGUGGCUAUGUUAAAGUUCUGUGAAGCAAUUAUCAAUACUUUUAAGGAACAAUAUUUGCGUGACCCGACCACCGACGACUUAGCACGAUUGUUAGCUGAAAACAAAGAACGUGGAUUUCCGGGGAUGAUAGGCUCUCUGGAUUGCAUGCACUGGCGGUGGGAUGCAUGCCCUGUGGUGUGGAGAGGCCAAUACAACGGGCGCUACGGCUACCCAACAUUGAUAUUAGAGACAGCUGCUUCCCAAGACCUAUGGAUAUGGCAUGCAUUUUUUGGAAUGCCUGGUACCAAUAACGAUGUUACAGUUUUGGAUUAUUCACCCUUGUUCAACAGAUACAUGGACGGAACAGCGCCGCCGAUCGAAUAUGAGGUGAAUGGGAGGCAAUACAACCUCCCAUACUACUUGACGGAUGGUAUAUAUCCCAAGCAUGCAGUUUUCAUGCAGGCAAAAAACAAUCCGGUUACUGCCAAAGAACGAGCGUUUACUACGUUGCAAGAAGCUUGUCGCAAAGAUAUCGAAAGAGCAUUUGGCGUACUCCAACAAAAAUGGCGUAUUUUGGCCAUGCCCGCUCGAAUGCGAAAGACAAGCGAUUUGCUACGUGUAAUGACUACGUGUAUUAUUCUACACAAUAUGAUUGUCGAAGAUGAGUGUGGUCACAAUCUUCCCGUUUGGACACCACCAAUUGAAGAGAAUCAAAAUUUCCCCGAGCAUGAGCAGUCAGUUGAAGAUGUUCGUCUCUUAUAUCGCAUUAGGAUGGGUAGAAUUCGUAAUUCUGAAACUAAUGUAAGACUAUGCGAUGAUCUCAUUAAUCACCAGUGGAUGAGAUCGGGUGGGGAAAACAUCUAG